This is a messenger RNA of Porites evermanni, 8733 nucleotides long. The record is from the annotation of a GenBank genome assembly. NCBI's taxonomy places the organism in Eukaryota, Metazoa, Cnidaria, Anthozoa, Scleractinia, Poritidae.
AUGGCUACACGUACAACACCAUCUGCUGCACAAGAAGCGUUAUGUGCAACAGAUGAAAAGGAAAAUUUCCAGAGGUUGACACGGCUUCUGAUGCGUGGAGGACUCGCACUUUUAAGGGAAGUGUUUGAUGCUAUCUAUCCACCAGUUAACCUUCCAGCUGUGCUCGGUAACCCUGCCAUAAAGACGCAGCUCCAAAGUCUGAAAAGAAUAAGGAUCCUCAGCCAAACCGAAUGGGACUAUCUCUACAACUCAAGUGGGCCAGGAAUGCAUGGCAAAUCGGCCGAUUUUGAUAUCAGCCUACUUUGUAAAUUGCUUCGAGCAAUAUGCAGCCUCACUCCUCCCAUUACUGGAUGGGACAACUUACCCAACAGCACUGAUCACAGUCUUGGAGCCGACUUGGUUAGAAUUAGGAUUUAUCGUAACACAAUUUAUGGUCACAACCACAGCAUGGAGAUAACAAGAGCUGAUUUUAAGAAGCUUUGGAAGGAAAUCAGUGAGGCCUUACUGAGAAUUGCUAGCAGCAUAAGUAGUGCAAAGACGGAUGAGUGGAAGAAGUCCAUCGAAAAGUUUUUCCAUGAACCAUUAACACCAUAUGCAAAGGAAUGUGUUGAUGAACUGCGAGAGUGGUACUUAAUGGAUAUGGAUACUAAAAAUAAGCUCGAAAAGCUAGAUACAAUGAUGGAGCAAUUGCAACUUAUACAAGAACAAAUGAAAAAUGAACAAGAACAAAUGAAAAGUAAACAAGAACAAAUGAAAAGUGAGCAAGAACAAAGACACAUGGAAAUUCUAAUUGCCCUAAAAAGUCUUAAGGCAAAUGGGUCAGCUGAUGGUUCAUCAACAGAAGUGGAAGGCGACCAAUUGCCAAUUGAAAUUCUGGAGACACGUGUACCUAUACCCCCAGAGCAGUCAUCAGCAGAAGGUAUUGCUGGUCUAUCCACAAGCACGGAACUGCAAAAUAUUCCAGUAGUUCUUGAUUUCUGGUAUGUUGUUUGUUCAUUCAAGAGGCCAUUAGAACUCUUGAUCAGAUACCUGAAAAUAAAGCUUGGAGUUGACGUUCAAAGCUACAGACUAGGAAGCCUUGUCAUAACAGUGUUCUGCAGUUCUUUAGAAGUUCUUGAGGCAUUGUGGAACGAAUAUCGGACAGGCCGUUUUAACGAAGUGGUUCAAGAUACGCUUGUAACGGGAGAGGUUCUGGAAAAGCUUGAACUCAGUGAGGUAAAACUGAGAACCAUUAUUUCAGAGGAAGACUACUUGUCAUACAAAGAUUUUUUGAAAAACAGAUCAGGUAAUAAUGAGAUAGGUACGCAUUAGUACCGUACUAAACUAAGCUAGAAUAAUCCAACAUUGAGACGCCCUAGAAUAAUCCAACAUUGGGACGGCAUUACCUAAUGCGGGCAAAUGUAAAACCUCUACAACCCACAUUGCAGUUGGUAAUCACGAUUAAAACGAAUAGUUUUGUAAACAAAUCUAUGGUGAUAAGACGCUUAUUUUUCACCUUAAUUAAAAUGCUGCUGUAAGAGGAAAUAUACGCGUGAUGUCAGGUCCUGAAGGAGACAGUUCAUUGCGUUUACCCGAGAGUCCCGAUGUUUCUAUAGUCGUGGACUCCAGGGAAAACCAAACUUAAAGAAAAAAUAGUUUCAGUAGGGACAUGACAUAAAGUGUUUUCAUGUUAUAUUCGUAGCCUUUCACUUCAACAGCGACAAAGAACAUAGAACGAAUCAAAACAAUAACAACAUUAAUUCUGAAAACCGCUUAAUGACUAAUUCACAAAUUUAGUGCUUUGCUUAUGCUAACUGCAUCUUUGCCCUCCACUAUACCUGCUGUAUCUGCUGUAUCACGAGCUGUUGUAUCCCGAGCAAGAUACAAUUGCUGAAUUGUAUGUACGACCGGGCUACCGAUUUGAAUUUAGUCAAGGCCACAUACCAAGAAUCAACCAAUGGUAGUUUCUGCUUAGUUGAGUGAAAGUCUCGGGAUGUAACAAUAUCAUCAUAAUUCAAGGUCUUGCGUCAAUUACGCUGGAAUUAUGAAGGCACACUCGCUGAUGCAAAAAACGGCUUUUACUGAGAAGUUUAAGCUCAUAUCAAUUCCAAACAAUUAACCAGAUUAACGCACUGCGGAAAAAGCUAAAAAUAAGUUAUUCAGACUCGAAUGUCUGAAGUUUUGAAUUAAAAAUUGCGGAUUUUUUUAGCUCUUUUUUACAAAGGUAAAGCGGAAAAAUGACAGCAAUAGGGAGCAAAGUAAUUAAAAGCCUCAAAGACAUAAGUAUAUAAUCUUGAACAAUCGGCCGCUAGAGCUGCCAAUCUUUUUCGUAUAGGCAAGUCUAACAAUAGUAGCGGGACAAAAACAACACAAAAAAACCUAGAAAGGCAAUUACGAAGAGAAAUUUCGAGAUAUCUUGGAAUUUCUUCAAAAAAGGUAUAAAUCAUGCAUGAACUUAAGACUAGACUUUAUCAAUAUGCAGACAAAUUUGCUACUUUUUGGAUGUUUCCGGAAAGAUUUCACCACUCAUCCGUUUUGCAAAUUACCCUUAUACAUUCUACAAUCAGCUAAACCCAGGGAGGAUAAAGGUUUAUCCUCUCUUGGCUAAACGCAAGUAGACUUGAAAAACAUGUGAAUCAGGGUAAAACGCAAUGCUGAGCUCUUUCACGAAAACAGCGAUUAAAGCAAUAUUUGACGAUAGAUUUUCUUUAAAAUAUUUCAGUGAUGCAAUUGAUCAGUGUACUGUAAAGUGCCCGAUUUUCGUGUCCAUUGAAACAUUUUAAAGUUGUCUAACGUAGGCGCAAAAUUGAGUAAAUAUUGAACUGAAUUGCUUGUAUAUAACUGACAGGGUAGUGUCAAUUUUGUGCAAGAUCUAACGCGACACUUGACAUUGGCUUACAUGGAUCGUAGUGAACGUACGGGAGGGUGGGCGUACGGUGACGUCCUAACCAAAUUUUCUCGGAUGGAUAGAUUACCACAUUUUCUUUGCAAUGGGGCUCUCCUCGGGCGCGCGUGGAACUUCGCCAUGAACCUUUCACACAAAGACGUAAUCUAGACGGAGAUUAGGACUUUAUGACACAAUGAAUUUGUUUCAUGUAUUCUUUUUUUGUGAGGCAAAGAAGUUACUCGAAUUAUACAAAAAUACCCCCUACAAUAAACACUUCCCCUUUUGGAGAGGGAGGAGGGGGGCAAGGAAUUUGUUGCACUAUUAACUGCCUACUCUCGAAAUUCGCGCGAAAAACCGUUCUAAAAAUAAACUGGUUCGUAAAAACGCCGUGACACGAGCGCAUGAACUUUGCUCACUCCGGGUUAUGGGCUCCUGGGUAGUGUCAACACUACACUAUAAUGGCAUUACGGACAAAUGUCCUGUUUGUCAUCUGUUACUAAUUAUAUUGAAGAGCAAAUUUGAGUCCAAGUUUAAGUAAAGGUAGAAAUUGCGUUUUUCAUCUUUGUUAGGUAAAGGGGAAGAAAAGGCAAUUCCUGAAGUUCAAGAAAGUCCUGCCACAGAGCUUGUUGCAGGUAAGAUAUAAAAAUUCUAAGUUACUGUCAAAAGAUAUUUGUAUUUGAUUUGGUGCAUGCUGUCCUCUUGUUGAUAGAGCUUGAGCAUGGGCUUCUGGCUCGAAAGUGAAGGGAAAAGAGGGUAUACGGAAGAGAUAUAGCGCAAAGGAGGGAGGAGGGUGGGCAGAGAGCUUUGUUUCAAACCGAGAUAUUCGGCAAAUAGAUUCAGUAACUACAGUACUUUCAUUGCCUUGAAUUCUGAGGAUCUCAUCGUAAAACUAUUUGAAGAUUGUUCCAUAAUUAAGCACUACUGUAACUAAAGCUAUGCUCAAGGAAGUCAGUUCUUGGUUUCGGGAGUAACAAUUUACCUUUAGCGUCACGAAGUUCGUAAUUCGAGAUUGUCGGAGCAAACAAAUUCCAGAAAUAAGCUGGGGCAAGACUAUUAGUACACUUAAUUAAGUAAGCCUUAAUUGCUUAUAUAGCGUUUCUAAUCGAUAAGUUGUCUCAACCAAGCAAGUCAUGAAGUUGUUUGGAACUAGUGUCAUGGCUUGAUUUAUUGAUAAUUCUGACAGCGCGGUGUUGUAGUUUUUUGAAGUUUAUCACUUUUUAGCUGUUGCAACAAGCCAUUCCAGACAGCACUACAGUAAUCAAAGUGUGGUUCAAUAAGACAUUGGUAUAUUAAUACUGCAGUGUGUAUGGAAAAAAAUAGCCUGAUUCGCUUAAGCGCACAAAUACUUGAGGAGCCUUUUUUUGUUUGCGAUGUCAUGUACGUGGGCCUUCCAAUAUAGAUCGUCAAUAUUAAGCCCAAGAGAUUUGCUAUGAGUUGUUUGGUUUACUUGGACGCUAUCUAUAUCAUUGUUUAUUGUGUAGUCAUUUAAAGAUAGUAGUUUCUGCCUCGAGCUAACAAUCAUUAACUCUGUUUUGGCGACUUUGAGACUUAACUUGUUAGCUUUAAGCCAGAGAUCAAUGUUUCAAUUCAGUAUUGAUUUGUAAUUCGAGAUCAGGUAUGCUAGGUACAGAAAAGCUAACGUUAGUGUUCUCAAUGUAUAUUCUAGGAGAACCAGGACGAGAACCAGAAUAGGUGACAUUUUAGCUCGUUUCCAGUCAAAGGGGAAAAUAGCAGUCAGAAUGGAUUAAGUAGAAAGAAACGCCUGUUAAAGAGGGCGAAACAACAUCGGCUACAAUUUUUAGUGGUUUACCAACAUCGAUAGCUUUAAGUAAUUUGAUGACUUUUUGAACAUUGAUCCGUUGGGAAGAAAAUACUCCGUUGACAGGAUUUGCAUAGGAAAGGGGAUCAGUGUCUACACUAGGAAUUCCUCGAGCUAGCAAUUGGCCAAAAUUUGUAAGAUAGUUAUUCAAUGCUUCGGCUAUAUCACCAGGCGAGGUAAAAAUUUCCUAUUUUGAUUUGGGACAAUCUAGUUGAUUUUUUUUGUCGAGACAGAAACUCAUUAAUUAACCGGCAAGAUUUACGAGGAGAUAUCCAAGCAUGUUGGUUUUCUUGUGCAGUGCGUUUCUUAGAAUUUAUUUGCUUUCCACUUUCAGCCUCGCUUUCAUGUUAAAUUCAUUUUCCCUGUUAACGACCGUUAAAAACAUAGCUGUAACUCAAGAAUUAUACCACAAUUUGAAACCACGGACUACCUAGCCAAAAAGAAGGUGCUUUAAUCUAUCUAAAUUCAUUGUCAAACCUUUUCUGCCUCCUAGGUUAAACAAAACGUCUAUAGCUCCCGGACUAUAUUUCUUUUUUUUUUUUUUAAUUCGCUUAAAGCUUCCUUCAGUUUAUCUCUUAGGUUUCGGACAGAAACAAAAAUCUUGUUUACGCAUGUCUGACCACUAUCUUACCUAGUCAAAACUCUUGUCCGCAUCCAACACGGCGUCUUUGAUUCGGUUCGCUGAAUACUCGAGUGCCUUGUUUAUGUCACAUAUUCUCUCGUACGCUAAACGCAAAUCCUCCUUUCCUUCAGCUUUUAGUUUUUCCGCGGUUUCUCCAACGUAGUACGUUGGCCUUUUUAAUUCCUUUUUGUAAUUUUCUUCAGCAAGCUUCACCAUGUUUCGCAGUCAGUAAUAUUUUCUUGAGUCUUCAGGCAUUAGGUGUUUGUGCCCCACAAAGUUCGCUUAACAAGCAGUCCUGGCAGGGUCGCCACUUUUGAUGUGGGGAAAAAAUCCAGUGCGCAUCAAAUAAAUCACAAAAUUUCAACAGGUUUGAUGUCCACAAUCCUAUCCACGAGUACAAGUAAGAAGUAGUAGAAAGCCCAAAAGGUUGUUUCAGUUUUUGCGAGGGCUAUGAAUAAAUAAGCAUCGGUAAGCCAUAAGAAUUGUUGUGUGGAGAUUGCGUUGCUUCGGAUUCAUAUGCGAGGUUGGUAUCAGACCUUGAGAUUGAGGUUUUUCGGCAUUUCCCACGAUUUGCAAACGUCAAGAAAUCACGUAACCAGUGCCUUGUCGUCAAAAUUGGGGUUUGAAGUUUACGUUUGUACGGCUAGACCUCGCUCCAGAGGUAAGUGAUUUACCGCAAGGUUUUUUGCACCAUAAAACAUCACAAUACCCCGUUUGAGAAAAAAAUGACAUUUUUUAGAGCUCUUGCUUAUUGAUUAUCGAAUUCUAUUUUUUAAAAAAGGACGGUAAUUUUGAAGACAACUUCUCUCCUGAAAUAUAAGUGGACGAUUGAAAACAAACAUUGCAGCCGCGAGCUACCACCCGCGAAUCUCAAGUCCCAAAUAUGGGCAAACGAGUAACGUGAAACCGUUAAGCGCAAACCGCAGUUUGUCGUUUGCAGUAAAAUGACUAAACCUCGAUCUUAAGGUCAUUUGUUCAUACUUGCCUCUCCUUCGGCACCCUUCCCGUUCCUGGCCUUAUCACCUCUCUCACAAACGCACUCCCCUAAUGUACAAUUACUACUGACCCAACUAAUUGUAUGGCACAAAGAUGAACCACUAAUGAAAAUUGUCUAAACGAUAAAAUGAAACCACAACAUGUUUAUACCUUUUCUCAGGAGAGGUGGAAUACCAAAGCGAGCAGAAAGAGUACCAUGAACAACACCUCAAAAUUUCGAAAGAAGUGGGAGAUAAAGCAGGGCAAGGAAUAGCAUACAGUAAACUUGGUAUCGCCUAUUACAGUCGUGGAGAAUUUCAGAAAGCCAUAGAGUACCAUGAACGUUACCUCAAAAUUUCGGAAGAAGUUGGAGACAGAGCAGGAGAAGCAAGAGCGUACUUUCAUCUUGGCAACGUUUAUCACAGUCUUGGAGAAUUUCAGAAAGCCAUAGAGUACCAUGAACGAGACCUCAAAAUUUCAAAAGAAGUGGGAAACAGGGCAGGAGAAGGAAAAGCGUACUGUCAUCUUGGCAACGCCUACUACAGUAUUGGAGAAUUUCAGAAAGCCAUAGAGUACCAUGAACGACACCUCAAAAUUUCGAAUGAAGUGGGAGACAGGGCAGGAGAAGCAGGAGCAUACUGUAAUCUUGGCAACGCCUAUCACAGUCUUGCAGAAUUUCAGAAAGCCAUAGAGUACCAUGAACGAGACCUCAAAAUUUCACAAGAAGUGGGAGACAGGGCGGGAGAAGGAAGAGCGUACUGUCAUCUUGGCAACGCCUAUCACAGUCUUGGAAAAUUUCAAACAGCCAUAGAGUACCAUGAACGACACCUUCAUAUUUCGAAAGAAGUGGGAGACAGGGCGGAAGAAGGAAGAGCAUACUGUAAUCUUGGCAACGCCUAUCACAGUAUUGGGGAAUUUCAGAAAGCCAUAGAGUUCCAUGAACGACACCUCAAAAUUACGGAAGAAGUGGGAGACAGGGCAGGCGAAGCAAGAGCGUACUGUCAUCUUGGCAGCGCCUAUCACAGUAUUGGGGAAUUCCAGAAAGCCAUAGAGUACCAUGAACGACACCUCCAAAUUUCGAAAGAAGUGGGAGACAGGGCGGAAGAAGGAAGAGCAUACUGUAAUCUUGGCAACGCCUAUCACAGUAUUGGAGAAUUUCAGAAAGCCAUAGAGGUGCAUGAACGACACCUCAAAAUCUUGAAAGAAGUGGGAGAUAGGGCAGGAGAAGCAAGAGCGUACUGUCAUCUUGGCAACGCCUAUUACAGUAUUAGACAAUUUAAGAAAGCCAUAGAGUACCAUGAACGAGACCUCAAAAUUUCAAAAGAAGUGGGAGACAGGGCAGGAGAGGGAAGAGCGUACUGUAAUCUUGGCAACGCCUAUCACAGUAUUGGAGAAUUUCAGAAAGCCAUAGAGUACCAUGAACGACACCUCCAUAUUUCGAAAGAAGUGGGAGACAGGGCGGAAGAAGGAAGAGCAUACUGUAAUCUUGGCAACGCCUAUCACAGUAUUGGAGAAUUUCAGAAAGCCAUAGAGGUGCAUGAACGACACCUCAAAAUCUUGAAAGAAGUGGGAGAUAGGGCAGGAGAAGCAAGAGCGUACUGUCAUCUUGGCAACGCCUAUUACAGUAUUAGACAAUUUAAGAAAGCCAUAGAGUACCAUGAACGAGACCUCAAAAUUUCAAAAGAAGUGGGAGACAGGGCAGGAGAGGGAAGAGCGUACUGUAAUCUUGGCAACGCCUAUCACAGUAUUGGAGAAUUUCAGAAAGCCAUAGAGUACCAUGAACGACACCUCCAUAUUUCGAAAGAAGUGGGAGACAGGGCGGAAGAAGGAAGAGCAUACUGUAAUCUUGGCAACGCCUAUCACAGUAUUGGAGAAUUUCAGAAAGCCAUAGAGUUCCAUGAACGACACCUCAAAAUUACGGAAGAAGUGGGAGACAGGGCAGGCGAAGCAAGAGCGUACUGUCAUCUUGGCAGCGCCUAUCACAGUAUUGGGGAAUUCCAGAAAGCCAUAGAGUACCAUGAACGACACCUCCAUAUUUCGAAAGAAGUGGGAGACAGGGCGGAAGAAGGAAGAGCAUACUGUAAUCUUGGCAACGCCUAUCACAGUAUUGGAGAAUUUCAGAAAGCCAUAGAGGUGCAUGAACGACACCUCAAAAUCUUGAAAGAAGUGGGAGAUAGGGCAGGAGAAGCAAGAGCGUACUGUCAUCUUGGCAACGCCUAUUACAGUAUUAGACAAUUUAAGAAAGCCAUAGAGUACCAUGAACGAGACCUCAAAAUUUCAAAAGAAGUGGGAGACAGGGCAGGAGAGGGAAGAGCGUACUGUAAUCUUGGCAACGCCUAUCACAGUAUUGGAGAAUUUCAGAAAGCCAUAGAGUACCAUGAACGACACCUCAAAAUUUCAAAAGAAGUGGGAGACAGGGCGGGAGAAGGAAGAGCAUACUAUAAUCUUGGC